GGCGGGGCCUGAAUUCCAAAGAGGAAUGAGUUUCCUCCCGCUACGUCACUCCGGGAUCGGCAGCAGCGAGCUAACGAACAACGCUGUCAGUCAACGGGGUUUCGAGCUCAUUACCUACGCUUCCUCCGGACGGGAGCCCGAAGCAGGAGAAAGUAGCCUUGCCUUUCGUGGGUUUAGGCUCUGGGAUUAAAGUGAUCGCCCGUCCCACCGCUUUCGUCGAAACUGCCAGCGGGGAUUCAUGCUGUGUUGGGUUAGCUAAAUGCGGUACGAAGCUAAAAUGAUGCCGAUGUUCCUGACUGUGUACCUCAGUAACAAUGACCAGCAUUUUACUGAGGUUCCCGUUACCCCAGAGACGCUGUGCCGGGAUGUGGUGGAGCUGUGCAAGGAGCCCGGGGAAACGGAUUGCCAUCUGUCUGAGAUGUGGCGUGGAUCUGAGAGAGCUGUAGGUGACGGGGAGAGAAUGCUGGAUGUGCUCCAACGAUGGGGACAGCACAGGGCAGAAGUGCGCUUCUUUUUGCGUCACAACCGAGCCCCUAACAGAGAACCAGCGGGCUCAAGAAUCCCCGAGUCGAAGAGAAACGGAGUAAAAGGUCCCCCAGACAGAAGGAUGGAGAACGGGGUGGCGACGCCGCGGAUGGACAUGACGCUGGCCGAGCUUCAAGAGAUGGCUGCCAGACAGCAGCAACAGAUAGAAGCUCAACAGCAACUCCUCGCUUCUAAGGAGCAACGGCUGCGCUACUUGAAGCAGCAGGAGCAGCGUCAGCAGCAGCAAGCGUCUGAGCAGGAGAAGCUCCAACGCCUCAGAGAAAACAUCGAAAACCAGGAAGCUCGGCUCAAGAAGGUCCGGGCCCUCAAGGGCCAAGUGGAGCAGAAACGGCUCAGUAAUGGCAAACUGGUGGAAGAGAUAGAACAAAUGAAUAACCUCUUCCAGCAGAAGCAGAGAGAACUAGUUAUGGCUGCUUCCAAGGUGGAGGAGCUCAGCCGACAGCUGGAAUUGCUCAAAAAUGGCAAAAUGGACAAUUUCCAUGACAACCAGAGCUCAGUGGCUGAACUCGACCGCCUCUACAAGGAGCUACAGGUGAGGAACAAGCUCAAUCAGGAUCAAAACUCAAAGUUACAGCAGCAGAGGGAGAGUCUAAAUAAGCGCAACCUUGAGGUGGCUGCAAUGGACAAACGGAUCAGUGAGCUCCGAGAUCGGCUGUGGAAGAAGAAGGCAGCCCUGCAUCAGAAAGAAAACUUGCCUAAUGGCUAUCCUGUUAAAGAGAGGGCAUCAAAAGACACUCAUCUUCAGCUGCCCUCUGAUGGCCAAGCUGGACAGCAGUCUGGUCCGUCUCGUGUGGCAGCGGUCGGCCCAUACAUCCAGUCGUCCACGAUGCCCCGGGGCCAAGUGAGGCAUGAUCUGCUCGUGAAACCUGCAUACCCAGACGGCACUGCCACUCUACCAGCCCACGAUCCACAGAGCAAGGCCGGCACAGGCCUUCAGCCAUCCAAGCUGGCAGACUGGAGCUCUUCAGGUCCAGAAUCUAACACCAACGGCCAUGGUCCAGCCUCAACUCUGCCACGAAUGUCCUCUCAAUCCAACUCCAACACAGAACAAGAUGAGUCAGAACUGAAGAGGGACAGGAAAGUGCGUCCAUUUUCCAUGUUUGAGCCAACCGAGGUUCCUGCUACCUCCCUCCGCAAAAACCAGAGCAGUGAUGACCUGGUAAGGGAUGCUCAGUCUGCUCCCAAGCCUCCUGUCAAGGUGCCCCCCCCUGUUCCCACCAAACCCAAAGGCCCAGGUGUUGUGCCCUACGGCAAACCUGGCUUCAACACGGGCACCUUCCCUAAAGCCAAGCCCCACGGUCAGCAGCCCCCACCUGCCCAGGGCCGCAGCCCUCUCACACCCUCACAGAGCCAGACACUCCCGCUACCCUCCAAACAGGACACUCCACCUGCAGCUACGGUACGACCCUUCACCCCGGAGCUGCCCGCCUCCAAAGACGCCAACCUGACUAAACCACAGACCGUAGCCGCCAGCUCCAUUUACUCCAUGUACACGCAGCAGCCUGGCUCAGCGAAGCCCUUCCAGCCUGGUCCACAGAGCGCUCUCCACAGGGCUCAAACCCGCAACAAUGGAUUUGUCAGUGUGUAUGGUAAACCAGUCAUACCCAGUGGAGGCUCCCAAUACCCAGAGAACCCGUACCUGGAGCGCCGCUCCCCUGGCCCAGAAUAUGAAACUGACCACAGCGGAGCCAACAACGUGGGCCCCGGUCCAUCUGAGGGUCCCCACCCUGAAACGGAGCGUAUCCCCCGACCCCUCAGCCCUACCAAGCUGCUCCCCUUCAUUUCCAACCCCUACAGGCAUCAGAGUGAUGGAGACCUGGAGGCGCUAAGGAAGAAGCUCUACAAUGCCCCGAGACCACUGAAGAAACGCAGCUCCAUCACUGAACCCGAGGGCCCCGCAGGGCCCAACAUCCAGAAACUCCUCUAUCAGAAAACCACGCUGGCAGCUAUGGAAACCACUGUGACCACACCAACCACUCCCACCUUUACUGGAGAAGUAGAAAAACCGACAGAUGGUCCAGGCGGUCCAAGCCCUCUCAGUGGUUCAGAUAACCAUGCAUCUGAGACGGGACAAACUCUGGAGGGAGGACAGCUCCCGUCCCACAUCCCAGGUCCUAACGUCCCUGUUUCAGCCUCUACUGAAAUGCCCAAACCACCUUCAUCCUUUCCGGAGAGCGAGGAAAUUGUGCCCCCUCCUCCGCCAUCCCACCCAGCCCCCAGACCUGAAGAUGUCAUUUUCCCACCGCCGCCCCCUGCUGGCCCGGAGGACACAAUGCCCAACCUGCCUCCCCCACCCCCAGAGGGCUUCCUGGAAGAGUUCCCCCCCUACCCACCACCUCCGUACCCCAGUGGAGCUGAGCAGGACAGUUUAGGAGAAGACACCUUCAACAUGAAGGCACCUGAGAUCACUGGACAGGUCACACUUCCACCGGGAAAGAGGACCAAUUUGCGCAAGCCAGGCUCUGAACGCAUCGAUCACAGCAUGAGAGUGAAGUUCAACCCACUGGCUCUACUGCUGGACUCGUCUCUGGAGGGAGAGUUCGACCUCGUCCAGAGGAUCAUCUAUGAAGUGGAGGAUCCCAGUCUGCCCAACGAUGAAGGCAUCACCGCCCUACACAACGCCGUCUGUGCCGGGCACACGGACAUUGUGAAGUUUUUGGUUCAGUUCGGCGUCAACGUCAAUGCUGCCGACAGUGACGGCUGGACGCCUCUUCACUGUGCUGCAUCCUGCAACAAUGUUCAAGUGUGCAAGUUCCUGGUGGAGUCUGGUGCAGCAGUGUUUGCCAUGACUUACAGCGACAUGCAGACAGCAGCAGAUAAAUGUGAAGAGAUGGAAGAGGGCUACACCCAGUGCUCUCAGUUCCUUUAUGGCGUGCAAGAGAAGAUGGGCAUCAUGAACAGGGGCGUGGUCUACGGUCUGUGGGACUACCCCGGCGAAAACCCCGACGAACUGUCGUUCCGCGAGGGAGACUGCAUGACCAUCGUCCGAAGAGAAGACGAAGAUGAGGUGGAAUGGUGGUGGGCACGCAUGGGUGACGCCGAGGGUUACAUCCCCCGCAACUUGUUAGGGCUCUACCCCAGAAUAAAACCAAGACAGAGAACCCUGGCUUAAAAACGCAAAGAUCCUUCCACAUUUCCAGUCCGGCGGGACUCAAACACAGGAAACCGCACGCAGGCUUUGACAGACGGGGGUAGAAAAGGACAUUGCUGAAAUGAAGAGACAAACAGACAGACCAAACAAUAUGAAGGACUAACUACUUCUGGCACUUUUCUGUAAACAUCAGAAGGAUUCUCCCUCACUUAUUUUUCUUGGCCACACUGUGUACUGUGUACUUGAGACACUAAUGGCCUUGUUUUCCUUUACUUCUCCAUUGUGUUUAUUGUUUUUCUAAUUAGUGUCUGUAACUAUUUCUAAAGUGACAGAGGCUCUAAUGGUGGGAUGUAAAUGGAACAAGCAGUAUUUUUUUAUCCCUGAUUUUUACACUUUUGAGUAGUCGUUUAAGACAUUGUCGUCUGGGAAGUUGGUUAUUUGCUAAAACACUACAUCUAGAUCGCAUGAAAUGCUGUUUCCAUGACAAUCUUUGGGGGCUCGUUUCUCAUCGUCCUUGCUGAGUGACAGGUGCCUCAUUACAGCUGCACUACAGGUGUAAAGUCUCAGUGACCAUCACUGUUCCGGAUAAACAAAAUGAAAUGACCGGCGGUAAUAAUGGUGAAGAAGCUUUCGAUAGAUCUAUCAUUCUGUGGUCAAUGAUACCCGCAGUGCCAGGCUCCUUUCUCGCACUGGCAUGUGGUUGAGAUACCAUAGAUAAUGUGUAUACGUGUAUUUCUGUCACAAAAUCUAGUGUAAUGCGACCGUAGGACUUAUAAACCAACUUUCAAACUCUUGAAGAGGCCCUCCCACCAGGAGAGAGAUGCCAUGCAGUAUGAAUUUCAAUAUUUGAUUAUAUUUUAAUAUUCCAUGACAGUGCAGCAAUGUAAGAAAGCAAUACUAGAAACCUUGACUUUUUUGUAGUAAUCACUUAGAGAUAACCCACUAUGUUGUCAUAUUGUGUCUUCAAAGCAAAAAUUUAAAAAAAAAAAACAUAUAAAUCAAAAAAGAUGGAACCCAAAACUCAUCACAUAUCUGUCACUGCAAAUGUAUUUAUUUUUGUUACUUUUUUCUUUAGCCCUUGUGUCAGAACUAUAACCAAUGUACUGUAGUAUUUCAAACAUUUACAAUAAAAUACUUUUUACAGA
Mugil cephalus (flathead mullet) is the source of this 4782-nucleotide messenger RNA. RefSeq names its product tumor protein p53 binding protein, 2a (gene tp53bp2a). Gene Ontology annotation, cellular component: nucleus. Gene Ontology annotation, molecular function: p53 binding. The coding region runs from base 260 to 3658 and encodes 1132 amino acids. Gene Ontology annotation, biological process: signal transduction; regulation of apoptotic process. The transcript has 20 exons. Lineage: Eukaryota; Metazoa; Chordata; Actinopteri; Mugiliformes; Mugilidae. The record is from RefSeq and is a predicted model, not a curated record.